Messenger RNA from Culicoides brevitarsis, 2276 nucleotides. It is a transcript of the gene Vmat, whose product is annotated as synaptic vesicular amine transporter. The record is from RefSeq and is a predicted model, not a curated record. Gene Ontology annotation, biological process: xenobiotic transport; transmembrane transport; aminergic neurotransmitter loading into synaptic vesicle. The transcript has 13 exons. Gene Ontology annotation, molecular function: serotonin:sodium:chloride symporter activity; xenobiotic transmembrane transporter activity. Lineage: Eukaryota; Metazoa; Arthropoda; Insecta; Diptera; Ceratopogonidae. Gene Ontology annotation, cellular component: synaptic vesicle membrane; terminal bouton. The coding region runs from base 292 to 1878 and encodes 528 amino acids.
CAGUCAGUAACUUGUUGCUGUCAAUUGAGUGUGAAAAAGGAAUUAGUGAUAUCAUCUGAAAUUUUAUCUGUGCUACAUUCAAACAACAGCAUCCCUUCCCAACCGUAUAGGACACAUCCUUUUUACUUGUUGAAACACCAGAGGAGUUAUUUUAUCAUCAAAAGUAAUCAGUACGAGACUAGAUCUCGUAGUCGCAAGUUUGCUUUUAGCUAACAAAAAAAUCCUAAGUGUGUUGUUUUAUCUAAAACAGCUUUUUCCACAAACAAUCUCCCAAAAUAUGAUGGAGUGACAAUGGAGCUAUACGAUAGGAAGGAGCUAAGAGCCGUUAUGCAACCAACAACAAACCCCGAGGCGCAGAUACACCAUGGGGCUGCAACAAACAACAGUUCAGGCAGCCCAAUGGAUAAUGCAGCCCAAUCGCACACUGCAACGGACGAAGGAACAUGGGGUACCAUAAAGACGUGGAUGAUACGCUGGCGUGGCUCCAGGCGUCUCGUCCUCGUAAUUGUGGCGAUAGCUCUACUGCUCGAUAAUAUGCUUUUAACUGUAGUUGUUCCCAUUAUUCCUGAAUUUUUGUAUGACAUUCGGCAUCCGGAUGCACCGUUAUCCUCCUUUCCCAAGACUCCGCCGCCUCCAACGCCAGCUCCGGGAUGUAAUGAUGCGCCACAGAGCGAUCUUACGACAUUGGGCUACGAAAAUUCCAGUUGGUAUGCCGAACGUGAGGAACGACACAAAGAACUUGUUGAGGAAACGGUCGAAGUUGGAGUCAUGUUUGCAUCCAAGGCAUUCGUACAAUUGUUGGCAAAUCCAAUUGUGGGACCAUUGACAAACAAGAUUGGAUACAGUAUACCGAUGUUUUGCGGUUUUGUUGUGAUGUUUUUCUCGACUAUCAUUUUCGCAUUUGGACGAACGUACACGGUGCUUUUUAUAGCGCGUGCUUUGCAGGGAAUUGGUUCGUCGUGUUCAUCGGUGUCUGGAAUGGGAAUGUUAGCAGAUCGUUUCACGGAUGACAAGGAACGGGGUAAUGCGAUGGGUGUUGCGUUGGGCGGUUUGGCCUUGGGUGUUCUCAUUGGACCUCCGUUUGGCGGAAUUAUGUAUGAAUUUGUAGGAAAAUCCGCACCUUUCUUGAUUUUAUCGGCACUCGCAUUACUAGAUGGUCUCCUGCAGUUGAUUAUGUUGCAACCUUCAAUCCAAGCGCCGCAGACAGUAGAACCUCCAACACUUAAAUCUCUCAUUUCCGAUCCUUAUAUUUUGGUAGCGAGUGGAGCCAUUACCUUUGCCAACAUGGGAAUUGCGAUGUUGGAGCCGUCACUUCCGAUUUGGAUGAUGGAUCGAAUGGGCGCCAGUAGAUGGGAACAAGGAGUAACAUUCUUACCUGCAUCGAUCAGUUACUUAAUCGGAACGAACUUAUUUGGACCUUUAGGACACAAAAUUGGUCGAUGGCUCGCAGCAAUGUUGGGUCUCAUCAUAAUCGGCAUCUGUUUACUUUGUAUCCCAAUGGCUACAUCAAUGAACCACUUGAUUCUCCCGAAUGCUGGAUUAGGCUUCGCUAUCGGUAUGGUAGACUCUUGUAUGAUGCCAGAACUCGGAUAUUUGGUAGAUAUUCGGCAUUCAGCGGUUUAUGGAAGCGUUUAUGCCUUGGGAGAUGUCGCUUUUUGUCUUGGAUUUGCGAUUGGACCUGCGCUCAGCGGUACCUUGGUAAACAGCAUCGGUUUCGAAUGGAUGUUGGUAGGAAUAGCCUUCUUAUGUUUCUGUUAUGCGCCGUUAUUGCGAUUCCUCAAGAAUCCGCCGACGCGCGAAGAGAAAAAGUCACUAAUUGUUGGCGAAAGAUCAGCCGUGCGUUAUGUCACCUACCAAAACGAGGAGGAUGACGAAUAGGAUUCGGUUAACCAAAACAACAACAACAACUUUACACAAAUUGUUCAACAAGAUCCUCUACUUGAAGAUUACGAAGUACUUGAUGAUUUGUAGCCACAAAAAAUAAACCAAGAACAAAAAACUGAUAAUCUCACAAAAUACCCACAAUUGAAUCGUCUUUGUUUCUCAUAAUUUUAUUAACAAACAAAAAUAUACAAAAUAAUUAAAGGAAUUGUAAAUUGCAUCACAUGGACGUAACAAACCACGAAAGAAUCACAGUAAGAAAAAAAAAUAAAUAAUUCACUUGUUAAUCAAAAUGCACUUAAUAUAUAUAAAAAUGCACACACACAAACACUAAUAAACAUAUUAAUAUACUCGUAUUACAUCAUUAUCAUUAUUAUUAUUUUAUUGCCAUAUGA